AUGACGGAGAAGUCGCAGAAGAAGUGGCUGAAGUGGCCGAAGAAGCUCCUCGGGGGUCGCCGUACAGUCUCGCCGGCUCCGUCUGCCACGUCGUCGACGAACGUCUGGUCAUCCGAUCAGGGAAAUACAGAACACGGAUUGAAUACGUCUUCCAUCGUCGCGACUGAGUCAUGUGCUCCUCCGUUCCCAUCUGCCGCUGCCGCCGCAAAGGCCGCCCGACCCGGCACAGAUGCGAGAGUCCCUGACGAUCACCAACCACCCGCAGCAUCGCAAGCACUGCCUCCUGCUCUGCCCGCCGAAUCCGCGCCCAAACCACCGCCAACCGAAUCCACAGAGCCCCCGACCCCCGUCCCCUCCGUGUCCGAGAGACUGUGGAACGAGGCGUACGACAGCCUUGAGACGGACAAUGCAGAGCUUGUCGAGUCAUACGUGAAAAUGUUGGAAACAGUUCUCGGGGCCAAUCUAGGCGUUGCUCCUGACACCAACAUCUCGGCCGAGCUCCAUAACCCAACCAAACGACAGAUGUAUAUGAGGGGGCUGGUGGAGGAAGGCCAGGCGAAGAUUUCCAGAGCGUCCAAGAUCACGAACGGAGUAGGCGACAUUGCCGAUUUUGUCUCGUCGGUCAAGGGAAUGAUUGACCUGGCUGUCCAAAGCGUACCGCAGGCUGCGCUUCCGUGGGCCGGUGUUUGCGUUGGGCUUCAAAUUCUCCAGAAUCCUGCGCAAGCGACGAAAUCCAACCUUGCCGGUAUCGCCCAUAUUAUCUCCAGAAUGGACUGGUACUGCGCCCUCACCGAACAUCUCCUGAACGAGAACAACGUUGCCGAUGGCAAGGACUUCCAAGCAGUCCUGCGCCAGCUGAAAAAGGGGAUCGUUGAGCUCUAUAGAGCUCUUCUCCAAUACCAGAUGAAGAGCGUUUGUUCCUACUAUCGCAAUCAAGGGCUUGUAUUCCUUCGCGGCAUGCUCAAUCUGGAUGAUUGGGACGGCGAUCUGAAGCUGGUUACCGACGCAGAGGCCAUCGUUCAGAAAGAUGCUGCCCAAUCCUUCCAAGAACAAACGAAAGCCUCCUUGGAGAAUCUCGUUGAGCAUGCCGAGGGAAUGGAGAGGCGACUCGGCGACAUCCACCAGGACAUUCGGGACUUCAUUUCGUUGCAGAAGGUUGGCCAAGAUGAAAAAUGUCUCCAGGACCUCUUCGUGGUAGAUCCGCAAGACGACAUGGACAAAAUUCAGAAAAAAAAGGACACUUUGCUCGACGCCGGAUACAACUGGAUUCUCGACACAAAGGAGUAUACAGCUUUCACAAACUGGAACUCUGGCGGGUCUACAUGUCGACUGAUGUGGGUCAAGGGUCAUGCCGGUACAGGGAAGACAAUGCUCCUGAUGGGCAUUAUUCGCGAGCUCUCAAGUCAGUCUGCCAAGCUUGCACCCAAGGUCUCGUACUUUUUCUGCCAAGGUACAGACCAGGCCUUGAACAGCGCAACGGCCACCCUGAGAUCUCUGAUCUGGCUACUCCUUGUUCAACAACCCCAUCUCAUCUCUCACUUGCGAUCGAAACACAGGAAUGCGGGUUCCUCCCUUUUCGAAGGCGAGCGUGCAUCCAUUGCUCUGUCCAAUGCAUUCAAGAGCAUGCUGAAAGACUCAGAGUUACGCCCAGUAUACUUUAUCAUCGAUGCUCUUGAUGAGUGUGAGGAGGGACUGGGAGACCUGAUCGACCUUAUUUCAUCUUCCCUUGCUCUCUCCGACAAAGUAAAGUGGCUGGUAUCUGGCCGGCCAACCGUCGAGCUAAAGAGCCCGGAAACAUCGGAUUCUUUGGUCGAGUUGGACGCUCAAAAGCUGAAACGUCCCGUCAACGCAUACAUCGACCACAAGCUUUCCAUCCUGAAGACCAGGGAAGGGUACAAUGACCGUAUCUUGGCUCAGAUCAAGGCUGAAGUCCGCCAGCAGGCCAAGAAUACUUUCCUUUGGGUGGCACUCGUAUUCAGAGAACUCGAUGCAGGGGCUGAAAAUCUGGACCCAGUUCACGGAGCGUAUGCCGUCGAGAUCAUCAAAGAGAUUCCUUCUGGUUUGUCGGAGCUUUACGACCACAUAAUGACCAGAAUAGAGAAGGGAACGAGGAAGGAUCCGCAACACUGCAAGAACGUCCUGGUAGCUGCUACUCUCGCAUACCGCCCUCUUACUCUCUCCGAGGUUGCCAUUCUCGCCGGUUUACCAUCCGAAAUUCACCCCCGAACAAUUGCCAAGAAGUGCGGCUCAUUCCUCACAAUCACUGGUGAAGUGGUCAACCUGAUUCACCAGUCGGCCAAGGACUACCUAGAGAAAAACUUUGAGUCUCGACUUCAGAAAGCUGGGCCUGCCCAAGGGCAUACGGACAUCGGCACGCGCGCGAUCGACGCGAUGUCUUCCGUGCUGAAGCUGAAGAGGAACAUUUACAACCUUGACUACGGCUUCAAACCAAAGGAUCUGACACCCCCUGAUCCAGAUCCGCUGGCUCCAAUACGAUACUCUUGUGUCUUCUGGGUCGACCAUCUCUGCUCCCUGAGCAGCGAUAACUCCAG
Dichotomopilus funicola is the source of this 2552-nucleotide messenger RNA. Its product is annotated as NACHT domain-containing protein. NCBI's taxonomy places the organism in Eukaryota, Fungi, Ascomycota, Sordariomycetes, Sordariales, Chaetomiaceae. The record is from RefSeq and is a predicted model, not a curated record. The annotation marks the transcript as partial. The transcript is spliced from 3 exons.